Penicillium egyptiacum is the source of this 864-nucleotide messenger RNA. Lineage: Eukaryota; Fungi; Ascomycota; Eurotiomycetes; Eurotiales; Aspergillaceae. The record is from the annotation of a GenBank genome assembly.
AUGGAUUCAAUGAAAGACCAGAAGAAGAAUGCGGAGCGACUCGCACGGGUUCGUGAGAACCAGCGCAAGAGUCGAGCCCGGAAGCAGGAGUACGUGAAUGAGUUAGAGCAGCGCCUAGCGGUAUAUAAAGAACAAGCCCACCAAAAAGACAUUGAGCACCGACUUGCGACGCAAAAGGUUGAAGCUGAAAAUCGGCAUUUGAAAGCUCUUCUGGCAUCACUGGGAGUUUCGGGUGCUUCUGUCCAGCAGUAUCUGCAGGAAGCGGAUACGGGAGCAAACAUCAACCGGAAGGUUGCUAUCCCCGCCAUUCAGCGCGUAGGGGGAGAUAAUCCUCUGUCCCUAGCACGUCGGGAUACUCGCAGAUCGAAUUUGUCAAUGGCAGUGCCUCGCGUCUACAAAGAGGAACCAGAGACAACUGAAAUACCAGCGGCAGUCAGUAGUGCAUGUGCCUCGACAGCGGUGCAACCAACAGAUCAGCCAGAAGCAGCCAGGAGUGCAUGUGGUCCGACAAUGGUACAACAAACAGAUCAGCCAGAAGCUGUCGGGGGUGCAUGUGGCUCGACAGUGGUGCAGCAAACAGAUGAGCCACCACAACAAGCGCCACAAGAAGAAGAUCCGGCUUUGUGUGGAUGCCGAUCCGACAGACAGAACCGGGAAACGGUAUCUGAUGAAGAUGUGCUCAAUUCGACGCUGUGUGCCAUUGCAGAAGAAAUGAUCAACCAAUACAACACCAAAGGAGUUGAUGUCGAUGAGAUUCGACGAAGAAUUUGGUCUGGGUUCCGAGCAGGUGCAAAUGGCACAGGCUGCAGAGUUCAAAAUCACAUUCUGUUCCAAGUGCUAGACGAUAUCAGCAGUGAUGUUUGA